AGCUCAAAUUUAUCUCACUAAUUGAUCUUAUGAACACAGCUCCUGUGAAUGCAUCUGGCCCUCUGUUCGGUCUGGCUAUUCCCGGCAGGCCUCUAAUCACUGACUUCGUCCAAGAUACCGAAACGAGUUGGCAUGUAGACGUGUCCAAUCCUGGUAGUAUAUCAUCGUUCUCGGUGUUCCUCCUACGACCAGUCCCCUCGGACACUGUAGGCUUGGGAGUUUACUACACAGCUACCACUGAUGGUGCGGCUUUCGUUGGCGCCUUGUCAAACGCGAAGCCCACUGAUAUCUUUUCACCAGGCUGGCCGCUGAACCCCGAUAUCGCUAGCAUGCCAGCAGUCCGCAUUGGAUUGGCCUUCGAGCCCUCCGAGACACUCUUGCCGAAGAUGAGCACGGUUGGCGAAUCGGCCGAUUUCAAGAGGGAGUUCGCCAGGAAAGUUGCCCUAAAUCUGUUCCGGUAUAUCGAGUCCUUCAACACGAGUGGCGGUGGUGACGCUCGGUUUAUGAGAUGCCCUCAGGACUUGCUCGACAGGUGGUUGCAGCGGUUUGACGAUAAAUAUACCAAAGACCCGAUGUUUGUGUUUAAGACGACUUAAGUAUAAUAUACACCUUUCAUUCACUGACCAUUCACUGAC
Messenger RNA from Perkinsus marinus ATCC 50983, 635 nucleotides. RefSeq lists its product as hypothetical. Bases 30 to 596 code for a protein of 188 amino acids. Gene Ontology annotation, biological process: protein import into nucleus. Gene Ontology annotation, molecular function: nuclear import signal receptor activity. The record is from RefSeq and is a predicted model, not a curated record. The transcript is spliced from 5 exons. NCBI's taxonomy places the organism in Eukaryota, Perkinsozoa, Perkinsida, Perkinsidae. Gene Ontology annotation, cellular component: cytosol; nucleus.